This is a messenger RNA of Mesocestoides corti, 708 nucleotides long. The record is from the annotation of a GenBank genome assembly. Lineage: Eukaryota; Metazoa; Platyhelminthes; Cestoda; Cyclophyllidea; Mesocestoididae.
AUGCGUCCGUUGUGGCUCACGUCGGUGGACGUUGAGAAUGGUGUUAGCCUUAAAUGGGAGGAGGCAUUCACGGACGACUCCAGUCCACACGGAAAAUAUCGCAUGGAAGCGACUCUCGUCACGGACCGCCAGUCGGCCGACUCCGACAGCUGGUGGAAAUCAGUUGGACCUCGUUGCCAACCGAUUCUCGGCAACUCCUACUGCCUCGAUCUCCCCUUACAUGCAACCUCCGAACAGGAGGUCCGUCUUCUUGCAUUGACGAAGCGUGACAACGUUCACGGAUGGCUUAAUUGCUACAAGCGUGUUAGGUUACCGUCGAGGCGUCAGCUACUUCCUGCCCCGGUGGAAGGUCUACGAGCUCACGCGAUCCAAUCAGGGACCGUAACUGGAGAUUUUUCGGUGCGACUCGAUUGGAGCGCUCCUGGCCAAUCAGAAGGCGAGACGAUGCUGGAGAAGCAGCUCGAACCGGGCCACUUCUUCACACCAUGUGAUACAUCCUACCGCAUCGAGGUACACGAGGGUUAUGGGCUGUGGCGAGAAAUAGAAACGCUUGUUGGCUCCAAGAAAAACUCGUUUGUGCACAAAAACCCCACAACCGGUUCCACUCUGUGCUACCGCGUGACCCCAGUCAACAGUUUCGGUGAAGGAGCCAGUGUCGAAGCGCCGGCCAUCCACCUUCCAAAACGUCUGUCUGAACUGCAAGGGUAA